UGCCGGUCUGCAGCGCAGGUGUGAGGUGGCGGGCGAGUGUGCGGGCGCGCCCGGGCCGCGCGAUCGGUCCGCUGAUCAAGCGGCAAGUGGAUACGAUACAGUCGGAGCGGACGGGCCGCUGGGCAGGUGGUGUCUGCCUGUCAAGCCGGUGACGAUGCGGCGGAAGAGCUGCGGGGAAAGCCGUGUAUGGAGGCUGACGCACGCACUCCAGAUAGCUGUGAUUCUGUUGUCGGGGGUAACCCCCGGCCAAGGUCGGGUGCAGCAGGUGGCCGUGACGGGUCUGGUGGGGCGGUCCGUCCUGCUGCCCUGCCAGGUGGACGAGACGCUCUGCGGGCCCAUCCACAACAUCCAGUGGUACCGGGGUGACGGCGACACGCGCGUCUUCAUCUUCUCAGAGCUGGCCGCCGUCGAGUCGGGCGAGAACAUGCUGCAGGGCAGAGGUUUUUUCCAUUACACGAAGGGCUCGGUGACGACUCAGCUGGAGAUCCGUCCGCUGAGGGCGGACGAUGAGAGCCUCUACAAGUGUGAGCUGACAUACCUGGAGGUCAGGGAGUCAUGCGCCGUCAUUCAGUUUGUCAACCUCACCACAACGGCCGAGCCGGGCGCACUGAGGAUACUAUUGAAGGACGGCGCGGAGGUGACGGACGGCUCGCUGAUUGGUCCGUACGCCGAGGGCACAAACCUGACCCUGACCUGCGAGGCGCCCGGCGGGAAGCCUCCGGCCACCGUCACGUGGUGGAACAACACGGUCGACAUGGGCGGCGUCGCUAGUCAAGUGACGUCGCGAGCCGGCACGGGAGUGGGGAAGAACGUGCUCCGUCUUCGGCUGGGUCGGCACGACCUGGGCGCCCGGUUUGAGUGUCAAGCGACCAACGCGGCCGUCCGUACGCCGCUGCGGUCAACCGUCCACCUGGACAUGCACGUGCCGCCGGCGCUGGUGACGCUCACCACCCAGCACCAGCCGGUGGUGGCGGGCACCAGGCUGGUGCUCACGUGCACCGUACGCGGCGCCCGGCCUGCUGCUGACGUCACGUGGCAGGUGGACGGCAGAAGGCUGGCCCAACAGUUCGUUACCACGCGCCACCACAGCCAGUCGGACGGCACGACCCUGUCGGUGAGCCGGCACGCGCUGGUGGCCGAGCGGGGCGCCGACGGCAGGAGCUUCUCAUACGCGCCGGUCGUAACCGUGACACCGAACACCGUUAUCAUCAACGAGUCCAUGGACAUGGUGCUGUUCUGCUCCUUCGACGCCAACCCCUUCAACAUCAGCUCCGUAACGUGGUACCGGGACGGCCGGCGGCUGGACCUGCUGCACGCGCGGUACUCGGGCGGUACUCCGGACCAGCCGGCACUGGUCGUCAGGAACGCUUCCAGGCGAGACUCGGGCCUGUACCGGUGCGAGGUGACCAACACCGUCGGAAAGGGACUGUCCAAGAGCCAGGCAGCCGUCACCGUCGUCUUCCGUCCAGCAGUGUUGCUGACCAUCAGCCCGAGCCUCGUGCUGGAGGCGGAGCGGCAGGACGUGACGCUUCGCUGUCUGGUGGCCGACGGCGCCGAGGUGCGACUGGACCGCGUGGCCUGGUACCGAGACGACCACCUGCUACGCAAACAGCCUGCCGACAACUGCACGCUCAACGGUGUCGACGGUGGACCGGCCGGCGCCCGGGGCUCGACAGCUGACUUCUGCGGCCGGGACCCAGCCCAGCUGCGUCUGCUGCGGGUGGACCGGGCCCAGCUGGGCUCGUACCGCUGCGCCGAUCCGCCCAAGAACUCGGCUCUGGUGUACCGGCCAGCUGUCGUCCUCAAGGGCUCCCCUCUGACGCUGACCUGCGACCUGGAUGACCCCGGAUACCCCCAGGCUACCAGAUACAUCUGGAUGCGCGGCCAGCACGUGUUUACCGACAUGACGGAGAGGACGUGGAACAUCUCGUCGGUCUCCCUGCAGGACAGCACCAACUUCAGCUGCGUGGCCACCAACAGCGCCGGCAGGAGUGGUCGUAUCGAGAACGGCGCUGUGUACAGCAUCAACAGCGACCACCGAGCUCCGGACCUUCGGACCAACACUCUGCAGACGGUCACGUCCACCGUCGCCUGGAACACAACGUCCUGGCCAGAGCAGGCGUCGCAGGGAGCGGCCAACACGUCCCGCUUCAGCUGCCGCACCCCGCCGCACAAUGUCAGCGUAACUUCUCCUGUUGUGGAGGUUGUGGAAGGCGAGGCGGCCGCCGUCGUGUCCUGCUCGUCAGACGCCUUCCCGGAGGCUGCCUACACCUGGAGUCGGGACGGCGAGACGGUGCAGGCGGGCAGCGAGCUUCGCCUCGGUGACGGAGGAGGGGUGCGGCGCUCGCAGGCCGGCCACUACGUCUGCCACGCCCACAACCGGCACGGCCACGCCUCCGCCGAUCUCGACGUCCGCGUGCUCUACGCUCCGGAGUGCCGGCUGCGGCAGCGGCGCACCGAGGCCGGUUCGCUGCUGGUCUGCCAGGUGGACAGCGCGCCUGCCCAGCUGACCUUCGUCUGGGCCAGGGACAACCAGACGGUGGUGGACGGCGUGGCGACGGUCGGCGCCGUCAGCACACUGACCGCGCCGCCGCACGGCGACGGCUCCCUCGUCUCCUGCCGGGCCAGCAGCUCACUCGGGGUCGGCCCGCCAUGCACCCUGCUCGUCGCAGGCGGCGGCGACAGCUGGGCGGAGCGGAUGAGCACCGACACUCUGACACUGGCGAUCGCUGCCACCGGCUCCCUGCUCCUGCUCCUGCUCCUGAUCGGCGGUGGACUCCUGCUCCUGCGCCGCAGACGCGCCGACAAACAUGGUGUCUCCAGUCAUCCCAAGGAAAGAGAGGCCCCGGCUGGCAGCGGCGACGGCCGGGAUGGCCCGGUCGCCCGGCCCGUGCAUAAGUGGCCCGUCAGGCCGGGCGUUCAGGUGCAUGUGAGCAGCGUCCAAUCGCUGAGCAAGCUCGGAGACCUCGCAGCCAAUCACAUCGCAGCACUAGGUUCACCCGACAAAGUCUUAACUCUGAGAAGAUUUGAGAUCGAAUCUGACUGGAAGGAGGACAAAGCUGAUGGAGGAGCGGGUUCGCUGGCCGUGACGCCCCCGCCAGAAGACCGGGUCGUGUCGGAGCCGGGGCUGGGGCCGACCGGCGAGGGGGCCACCCACCGCAGCAGUCCUCCGUCGCUGGUGCAGCUCUGCGACGGCGGCACCAGUAGGCCGUCCAGCGGGCUCAGCCUGAACAACUCGUCUGGCUACGGGAGCUCGUUCUCGCGCGCGCCGCCGCUGUACGGCUCGACGCGCUCGACCAGCAGCCUGCAGCCGGCCUGGUGGCGCCCCCUGCGGCAGAUGGAUGCCGAGCCGAGCGGUGCCGGCCACUGGUGGCACUGCGACGCCGGCGCCGCGCCGCGCGAGAUGAACGUGUGA
Messenger RNA from Pollicipes pollicipes, 3415 nucleotides. Its product is annotated as hemicentin-2. Gene Ontology annotation, molecular function: cell adhesion molecule binding. Bases 155 to 3415 code for a protein of 1086 amino acids. The record is from RefSeq and is a predicted model, not a curated record. Lineage: Eukaryota; Metazoa; Arthropoda; Thecostraca; Pollicipedomorpha; Pollicipedidae. The transcript has 24 exons. Gene Ontology annotation, cellular component: cell-cell junction; plasma membrane. Gene Ontology annotation, biological process: cell-cell adhesion.